AUGGUAGCCUUUAUCUUUUCUCUUAAUGUGGUCUUUUGGCCUUUCAUUCACUUCUUAGAGAACGACUUAGCUCUCUUUAGAGAGAUUGUCGCCAUGGACUACGAGAUUGUAUGUGUAUGUUAUGAUUACGUAGGGCCUAUUAGGCCGCGUUGCAGACUUAUACCUAGAGUAUGGAUCACAUGGCUGCUUGCAGGAGGUCAGCAAGCGGCAGAAGGCGGCUCAGCCACCUCCUUCAUUGCUCAAGGGAACGAAUCGAAAUUGUGGCAUGUGCUAGAUGAUCGCGAAUACAGGCCUGGAGCUCUGGAUGUUAAGAGACGUUUAUAUUAUACCUUCUUAAGAGAACGCUUUAACGCGGUCUUCAACAAUCCCACAGAUAUAUCCGGUGGUUCUCAGUGGUUUCCUGCCGACCCUACUACCUCUGCAGUCACCAAUGGGAUAUCAAAUAACCGAGAGACCUAUGGUUUCCUCACAGCGAUAGCAGCAGCUAUUGAAGCUGCUCGAGAGUUUCUCAUCGAGACAUUUAAGCGGAAUCGGCAAAGCCCACAGGGGGUGUCCAAAACCUUCAAGCGAGCAAGUCCCUUGCCUUGCUUCUUAUUCACAACCCAAACCCUUAUUCUACAUGUCCUUGUCUGCCUCUUCCUCCUCAAUCUGAACUUCCGCAAAUGGGAUUCUAAUCACUCCGGGCGCGAGAGGUCGGCGAUAUUCGUGAAUCUAGAUGAAAUAUCCUCACUUAUGAUAGUUGAUAACCUUGUCAGCAAGAAUUUAGGUAACAUUAUUGUAGAACUCCCAUGA
Lindgomyces ingoldianus is the source of this 792-nucleotide messenger RNA. RefSeq lists its product as uncharacterized. The record is from RefSeq and is a predicted model, not a curated record. The transcript has 8 exons. NCBI's taxonomy places the organism in Eukaryota, Fungi, Ascomycota, Dothideomycetes, Pleosporales, Lindgomycetaceae. The coding region runs from base 1 to 792 and encodes 263 amino acids.